ACACUUCCAGUUUGGUUCAAUCUGAAAUCUCUGCUACUGCUUUGAAGUUUUUUCUAUUCUCCAACUAACCAACAAACAAACUCUCAUCACUCACCUCGAUCUGAAACCGAAACAUGGCGGAGAAGCCAAACGGAGUAUUACUAGAACAAGAAGAGAAUGAGAACAAGAAAAACACAACUGAAAACAUCUACGACGUCGUUCAGCGUCUGAUAUCAGAACCUUCUUAUACUGUUACUCGUAUCAAAACCUCUCUCUCUCCUUUCAUCCCCGAAUCUUCUAGAGACUACACUCGCCGCAUUCUUCUCUGGUCUCGUCAAGGCUCUUCCCUCCGCCCUCUCCUUCUCAUUUCGGUUGGGACAAUUGCUCUUGUUGCCUUGACAGGACUCCUUACCUUUAUGCUUGUCCUUCUGGUCGCAACUAUCAAUGCCAUCAUUGUCUCCCUUCUCAUUUCUUUAGCUGUAGCCGGAGGAUUCUUGGCUCUUUUCUUUGCUUUUGUGGCAGCAAUAUAUAUUGGAGCAUUAUCAAUAGCCAUAUUUGCUAUUGCCACUGUUACGUUUUGGACAACCGUAGCUAUUCUGAUAACUACAGGAUGGGUUGGAUUCUUUUAUGCUGUAUGGUUGGUAACUACAAAGAGCCUUGGAUUUGCAAAACAUUCGUUAAGCACGAGUGGCUCAGCAAUUUCAACUUAUUCUGCUGCUUGGGGUAGCCGCAACCUUUUACACAAACAUUCCGAUUAGGAGCUGGUCACUUGUAGGAGUUAUGCAUCAAGUUAAAUGUGUAUGUUGUGAAAUGGCAAAGCUUCUUCUUUUGACUGGAACAUUCCUAAAUCACACCCACUGUUUGGUUUCAAAUGGCUAUGAUUAUGUUUCUACUUAUGAGCUGAGAGCAGUGUAGAUAAAAUAUGCUGGUAGUAUGUAUCGUGUUUCAAUUAACGGUUGAAAAACCGGUUGCUUUUCUUUGUUAGCCUAUGUUAUUACCUGGUAUUGUACAACUUAUAGUAUACAUUACAUUUGUAUUGGUUAAUAAUGUAAUUUGGGAAUGAGUUGUAAACGUUGUACUUGUAUGAAGUUCUAUGUAACAAAGAUGUAUAUGCCAUAA
This is a messenger RNA of Trifolium pratense (red clover), 1098 nucleotides long. RefSeq lists its product as uncharacterized. Bases 114 to 737 code for a protein of 207 amino acids. The transcript has 3 exons. The record is from RefSeq and is a predicted model, not a curated record. NCBI's taxonomy places the organism in Eukaryota, Viridiplantae, Streptophyta, Magnoliopsida, Fabales, Fabaceae.